AUGUAUUUAAAAGACGAACAUUAUAUUUGUCAGAGAGCAGCAAAUGCUAUUAUUUCAGAGGUUGGGCCUUAUCGUGUGUCAACAGACGCCUUGCAAGCAAUCAAUCAAUUCCUCGAUGAGUUCAUUGUCUUGUUACUUGCAUGUUCACUAUCUCUCGACUUGUCAAAUAUCAAAUCUGUUGUUUUUAAUUUGUUGCCCUCGACGUUGGGUAAAAAUGCAGUAGUAGAAGCAGAGCUGGAAGUAAAAACCUUCAUAACCGACUCUGAAUCCAUCGACUAUGAUGUGUAUGAACGUAUGCGUAAUAUGAAGGUCGACGCAUUUCCUUUGAAUGAAGCAAUACCAUUACUAAGAGAGAAGUGCUUCGAAUACUGUACUCUAGCAGACAAGGAGGAUCAGUUGUACAUGCAAAGAAGUAUGCAGCAACGGAAAAAUAGAAGUGGCACCCAAAUCGAGCAAACCAUCAUUAUAUCGCCUAUUGUCGCCAUCUACGUUACAACCAUUAUGGAGCAUAUUGGAGAGUACUUAUUGACAGCAGUGGCAAUGUCUGCAGAACACGAAGAUACAGAUUACAUUCGCGUGAAAGAAGUGUUUCUAGCGUUGGUGGAUGAUGUUCAAUUAGGGAACGUUUUUCAUAAAAUGGAGCUACGAAAGAAGUUGGAGAAAAGAGCAACGGUAUCGUAUAAUGCUAGCUUAAGACAGUCGAGCCACUUGUCAGUGUUAACAUUUUGCAGGAACAAUGACAACAAAAAGAACUCAUCUUUGAUACAGCAUCCAAUCUACUAUAAAGAAGAUUCACUUUCAAAUAUCAACUUUGAUGACCUUGUCAUCGAUUACUUUAGCGAAGAAAAACAACGAAAAAGCACUUAUUCAACAAAUUCUGUAAAGUUGACAAAGUCCAAACCAUCAGUAUCCAUUCCACACAGACCGUAUUCAUCCUUAUCGCACAAUUCGGGCUCGAGUAAUGUUAGAAAGUCAACAUUUCAUUUAUUUAAAGACCAGAGAAAUACCCUUCACAAUAAUGUGUUACCACGUGCAUCCAACAUUUCACCCUUAAACCAAUAUAAAAGCACUGAAGAGGAUGAAGAAUAUGCAGAUGGGACACCGCCACUGUUGGACUUUGAUGAGUUAAUUAGAUCAGGUGAGACUGUUAAAGUGUCGCUUACUCCAAAUCGACUUAGAUCUAUAGAAAUAAGGGAUCAAACCAAAGAUGACAUACUUCCUACACCAACAUGGGAACGACGAUCAAAUAUCUCGGCAUCGCCUAGACUAUCAGCAGUAAAUUAUUCUAGACCUUCAUCACCUCUUUCUCAAAAGUUGAAUCAUAGCGAAAAGCUAUCAACAAAUAUAUGCAAUUUGCCAAGCACGUUGUCUUCAUUAUCAUCUUCUUCUUCUUCCUCUACUUUGUCGUCGCCAUCCUCAGAGACAAAUGAUCAUGAUUUAGCAGAACAACGAACAAUACAGUCGAACAUUCAGAUGGAAGUACCAAAACUUGGUACUGCUCGUUAUCAGCAUACCCCGUCGUCUCCUUUAAGUAAGCAGAGUUUUACUAUGAAUAACCAAGUGGAACAUCACAAAAAGACUCCUUUAUUAAACGCCUCAACAAUCCCCGCGAUAUCCAAAGCAACUAUACAUAUUGUACCAGAGACUGAUCUAGACGCAGGAGCCGAUCGAAAUAUUAAGAUAAACACACUAUCAACACAGACUGAACACAACAACUUCGAUAAAAAUAAUAACAACCACAGUGCCACUACUUCACGAGCUACAAAAAAGAAAUUGACACCACUGAGUAGACUGUCAGCAUCUACCACAGCCGAGUACAACAAUCAAAGCAUCCUUUCAUCCUCUACUUUUUCUACGAAUAGCACUAAUAUCUCAUACCUUAAUAAGUCAUACUCCAGUACAUCAUUAAAGUCUUCGCAUAGUUCAAUUGCAGAAGCGCGAAAAGAACCAAUCCAUACUAAUCCAAAUAAUGUUAGUGAAACAGUGCUGCCACAGCAACAGUCAGCCACUACAGAAGUGGAGCGUCUAACUGUUGCCGAUACACCUGCUUCUUCUUCAUCAAUUACUUUUAAAAGGUCAUCUUCAGCAAGAACUACCACAACUGCAAAAAUUACCAUUCAAGAGUCACCAAAAUUCCGCUUAUCAAAGUCCAGUAGCACCAGUAAUAUAUCUACAGCGACAAGUGCAGUGACUAUAAAUGCAUAUGGCUCACUUUUAAGAAGAAGCAGUGCGAGUAACCGAAAGAGCCGAGAGAAUCUCCGGAAAAUGAAGGAAGAAAAGGAACAAAAACCACAACAAGAGCAUACAGAUCAAAGAGCAACUGAGAAGAGCAAGCCCGCAACAAAUUUAACUAAGCUAUCAGAACAUCAACAUGAACAACAACAAAAAGCAAUUCAAACAUCAUUUAAUGUAAGGGAAGAAUUACUUACUGACGUCAGAUCGACGAAAAGAGAUUCCGCUCCUUCUUCAUUAAAGAUUGCUACAGUUGGUAGUCAGAAUGGAGAGGCAAAGGUUGACAACAGAGUGUCAACUGUUAUUAAAUUUACAGAAGAGCCCCAGCAGGUGACUGACGGCAAGCCUAUGAUACAAGCAAAUAACAAAGAAAAAGAUAAAGAACGAAACGAUCCGUCUGCUACCAUUGAGAGAAAUGAUAACGCUGCUUUGCAAACAAAAGCCUCUGCAACAUUCCUGGUUCCAAAAAAAAUGGCUACUCUUUCACCUGAAAGACCUUCAAGCUUAGUUGCUAAACGUGCUUCAAUGGUUGGGAACAGUCGUAGAAGAUCAAUGCAUGAAAAUUUUGCUACUGAAAAAUAUUAUAGCCAGCAACAAAAGCAACAGCAAAAGGAUAUGAAUGAAAUUUUGAGGCAAAGACAAUCCUCAGUCAGCGUGUCCAUUAAACAAUGGGACGAUAUUCUAAAGACAGGAGAGUGGCAGCAGCAACAACAACAGCAACAACGACAGCAGCAGCAGCAAUCUAUUGCCGUAGCAAAUAUGGAACGGCCUGCAACGCAUCAUCGACGAUCUGUGUUAAGACAACUAAGGCAAUUACAAGAACAACAAGGAAGAGAUACAGUAAAUCUAGACAUAGCUUCUUCUUCGAAUGUUGAUAUCAAUAAGAGUGAGCGUAUCAAUAGUAGUGGUGACCUAAACAGUAGCAGUGCUGUUCUGGAUAAAGUAUUGAAAUUUGAGCGAGCAUCUUCUAUGGAGCCUUAUAACAGUGGGACAUCUUAUACGCCCCGACGAGAAAGGUUCCUUUAUCUACAGCAAGAGCCCUCUCUUAUUGAAAGAAAAACGAUCCACAAUUUGGCUAUAAAGAAAAAGGCGAAAAUUGGGAUAGACCAGGCUGUGCAAACAGACAGCAAACUUGUCAAUUUGAUGAAUAAAGAUGAAGAGCAAGGAAAAGAAGGGGAGUUCAAAAGACAUGUUGAGGGAGAGAGCGAUGAAGAAUGGUUUUUGGAAGACUUCAUUUGGGAUGAACAAGAAGAAAGUACUAUAGUUGAAUGGUUACUUGGUGAAUAA
Messenger RNA from Mycotypha africana, 3519 nucleotides. RefSeq lists its product as uncharacterized. The transcript is spliced from 3 exons. The record is from RefSeq and is a predicted model, not a curated record. Bases 1 to 3519 code for a protein of 1172 amino acids. Gene Ontology annotation, molecular function: protein heterodimerization activity. Lineage: Eukaryota; Fungi; Mucoromycota; Mucoromycetes; Mucorales; Mycotyphaceae.